Molecule: messenger RNA, 1331 nt
Organism: Rotaria sp. Silwood2
Lineage: Eukaryota; Metazoa; Rotifera; Eurotatoria; Philodinida; Philodinidae
Source: the annotation of a GenBank genome assembly
UACAAAGAAAAUCUCUAUUAUCUAAAGAAAUAAUUUAUAUCAGUUAAGGAAUACAUAUGACGAAUUCUAAUAACAAAAGUUAUUACUCUGAUGCACUUGAGUGAACCUAGUUUUGAGUCAUCAUGAAAUAGUGAUUCUUAACAGAUAUUUAAUUCAAAUGACACAAUCAAAAUUUGACAUUUAUAUUUUGUUUGAGAAUUUUGAAUUUGUGGCUACUGAACAUCUCUUAUUUUUGAAGAUAUUUGAAAAUAUUUCUUUAGAUAAUAGAGAUUUUCUUUGUAUUUAUUAUAUUAAAAUUCUUUUCUAGUUUGAUAGCACCGGGUGUACUCAUAGGUGGUUUAACAUUUGCAUUGUCAUAUCCAGUUAUUACUUUCAUUUUACCAUCUCUUUGUGCAGUUGCUGUUGUACUUUAUGAAAAACAUCUCAUUAAUCCAGAACUUAUCAUCUUUUCAGAAGAAUUUGCACGAUCAGCUGCAUCAGCCAAAAGAUUAAAUCGACUCUUCAAACGUAAACCAAUGAUUGACAAUAGCUCAACAAAGGGCAAUAUAAUAGAUAAUUUUUCUGGAUCAAUCAAGUUUGAGAAAAUUGUUUUCUCAUAUCCAACACGCAAGUUGAUAACUGUACUCAAUGAAUUUGAUUUAGAAAUAAAAUCUGGUCAAAGUAUUGCAUUUGUUGGUCCAAGUGGAUGUGGUAAAUCUACAUUAAUUCAGUUACUCGAACGAUUUUAUGAUUGCAAUCAAGGUCGUAUACUACUUGAUGGUCAUAACAUAGAAAGUUUGAAUUUGUCUUGGUUACGGUCACAAAUUGGCCUCGUCAAUCAAGAAUCAGUUCUUGUAUGUGAUCUUACUGUUGCAGAAAAUAUUGUCUAUGAAAAAGCGUCAAAUGAAAUUAUUUAUGAAGAUAUUAUUCGUGCUGCAGAACGAGCACAUUGUCAUGAUUUCAUCAAGAAUUUACCUCAAGGUUAUAAUACACCUGUUGGUCAUAAUGGUACUUUCCAUUUAUCUGGUGGUCAAAAGCAACGUAUCGCUAUUGCUCGAGCUCUCUUUCACAAUCCUAGAAUUUUGUUACUCGAUGAAAUUACCAGUGCACUCGAUGCGGACAAUGAACAGCUUAUACAAGAAUCAUUGAGUCUCAUUCGGCAAGAAAAUCCUUCGCAAACUGUUAUCUUUGUUGCUCAUCGUCUUUCAACCAUUCAAUCAUGCGACUUAAUUUGUCUUUUCGAUACAUAUGGACGUUUGAUUGAAACUGGUACUCAUGUGGAAUUGAUGGAACUUCAUAAUGCUUAUUAUAAACUUUUUCUUGAUUAUCUUGAAGGAAGAAAUAAUUCAUAG